GCACUCUCUGUAGUCCCUCUCUUGGGCCUUUGCGGGCCUCGACGUCCCCAGCGCCCAACUUUUCCAUCCUCCCACUCCCCUCCCCCCGAAACUCCAGCAACAAAGAAAAGUAGUCGGAGAAGGAGCGGCGACUCCGGGUCGCCGGCCCCUCCUCCCCUAGGAAGGCCGAAUACAGUCAUGGCCACCCAGGUAAUGGGGCAGUCUUCUGGAGGAGGAGGGCUGUUCACCAGCAGUGGCAAUAUUGGCAUGGCUUUGCCUAACGACAUGUAUGACUUGCAUGACCUCUCCAAAGCUGAACUGGCUGCGCCUCAGCUUAUCAUGUUGGCAAAUGUGGCCUUAACUGGGGAAGUAAAUGGCAGCUGCUGUGAUUACCUGGUUGGUGAAGAAAGACAGAUGGCAGAAUUGAUGCCUGUUGGAGAUAACAAUUUUUCAGAUAGUGAUGGAGAAGGACUUGAGGAGUCUGCUGAAAUAAAAGGUGAACCCAGUGGACUGGAAAACAUGGAACUGGAAAGUUUGGAACUGAGUGUUGUAGAACCACAGCCUGUGUUUGAGGUAUCAGCUGCCCCAGAAAUUUAUAGCUCAAAUAAAGAUCUUCCUCCUGAAACAUCAGGAGCAGAGGACAAAUGCAAGAACUUGAAGAGCAAACCCUUUCGCUGUAAACCAUGCCAGUAUGAAGCAGAAUCUGAAGAACAGUUUGUGCAUCACAUCAGAGUUCAUAGUGCCAAGAAAUUUUUUGUGGAAGAAAGUGCAGAGAAGCAAGCAAAAGCCAGAGAAUCUGGGUCUUCUACCACAGAAGAGGGAGAUUUCUCCAAGGGCCCCAUUCGCUGUGACCGCUGUGGCUACAAUACCAAUCGAUAUGAUCACUAUACUGCUCACCUGAAACACCACACCAGAGCUGGGGAUAAUGAGCGAGUUUACAAGUGCAUCAUUUGCACAUACACCACAGUAAGCGAAUAUCACUGGAGGAAACACUUGAGAAACCAUUUUCCAAGGAAAGUAUACACAUGUGGAAAAUGCAACUAUUUUUCAGACAGAAAAAAUAAUUACGUUCAACAUGUUCGAACUCAUACAGGAGAACGCCCAUAUAAAUGUGAACUUUGUCCUUACUCAAGUUCUCAGAAGACUCAUCUAACUAGACAUAUGCGUACUCAUUCAGGUGAGAAGCCAUUUAAAUGUGAUCAGUGCAGUUAUGUGGCCUCUAAUCAACAUGAAGUAACCCGCCAUGCAAGACAGGUUCAUAAUGGGCCUAAACCUCUUAACUGUCCACAUUGUGACUACAAAACAGCAGAUAGAAGUAACUUCAAAAAACAUGUAGAGCUACAUGUGAAUCCACGGCAGUUCAAUUGUCCUGUAUGCGACUAUGCAGCUUCUAAGAAGUGUAAUCUGCAGUAUCAUUUCAAAUCUAAGCAUCCUACUUGUCCUAAUAAAACAAUGGAUGUCUCAAAAGUGAAACUAAAGAAAACCAAAAAGCGAGAGGCUGACUUGCCUGAUAACAACAUUACCAAUGAGAAAACAGAAAUAGAACAGACAAAAAUAAAGGGGGAUGUGGCUGGAAAGAAGAAUGAAAAGUCUGUAAAAGUGGAGAAAAAAGAUAAUGUUUCAAAAGAGAAAAAGUCUUGUAGUAAUGCUUCAAUCCAAGUGACUACCAGAACUCGCAAAUCAGCAAUGGAAACUAAAGAAAUGGAUGUGCACACAGGAAAUAAUUCAGAAGCAACCUGUAAAACCAAGAAAGGCAAAAGGAAGAUGGAAGCUGAAGCCCAUCCCUUACAAGAUCCUGUUAACGAGGAGGAACCUGUGACAAAAAAGAAAAAGAAGGCAGAAAACAAAUCCAAAAAUAAUCAGGAAGUGCCAAAAGGUGACAACAAAGUAGAGGAGAAUAAAAAGCAAAAUACCUGCAUGAAAAAAAGUACAAAGAAGAAAACUCUGAAAAAUAAGUCAAGUAAAAAAAGCAGCAAGCCUGCUCAGAAGGAGGUUGCUCAGAAAGGGCCUGCUCAGACGGAGCCUUCUCCCAGGGGGCCUGCACAGACAGAGCCUUCUCCCAGGGGGCCUGCACAGACAGAGCCUUCUCCCAGGGGGCCUGCUCAGACGGAGCCUUCUCCCAGGGGGCCUGUGCAGAUGGAGCCUUCUCCCAGGGGGCCUGCUCACCGGGGGCCUGCUCAGACGGAGCCUUCUCCCAGGGGGCCUGCACAGACAGAGCCUUCUCCCAGGGGGCCUGCUCAGACGGAGCCUUCUCCAAGGGGGCCUGGGCAGACGGAGCCAUCUCCUGUCCCAGAGCCUGCUCAGACGGAUAUGGGUCAGAGGGAGCCGCCUCCUGCCACAGAGCCUGCUCCGACAGAGUCCCCUCCUUCUGUGGGGCCUGCUCAGAUGGAGGUAGUUCAGACGGAGCUUCCUCCCACAGAGCCUCCUCUUCACAUGGAACCAAUUCCCAAAAAGUCUCCUCGAAAAGAUAAUAAAAAGGAAAAGUCCCACACGCAGAGUGAAAUGGCACAGAAGGAGCAAGUCCUUAUUGAAGUUGGCUUAGUGCCUGUUAAAGAUAGCCAGCUUCUAAAGGAAAGUGUGGGUGCGAGAGAUCUCUUACCACCAUCAACACCACUGCCAAAGGAAAACUUAACAGAAGAGGAGUCAAAAGACCAAAAAUUAUUCACCGAAGACGAAGGAAAUAAAGAAGCCCCUCUUCAAAAAGAAGUAAAAGAGGCAGAUAAAAGUCUAGCUGGUGUUGCUGCUAUUAUCAAUGAAUCUGCUAAUAUUUCAUCCUCUGAACAAAACUUGAAUAUGCCAGAGGGUGAAACUUUAGAUGGUAAGUGUCAGGCUGGCGCAAUGCUUUGUGAAAUGGAAAUGGACACUGAUGAGAACAAAACAGAGAAUCCCCCUGGCAAAGACUCAGCAGUUGAAGAACAAAUGUCACCACUGCUGCUUCCCCUAGCAAUAGAAAACCAUGAAGCAGUGUCCAAAACUACUGCGACAUCACCUCCUGUCACCACGGCAGUAAAUGAGUCUCAGGAAAUGGAUGAAGACGAAGGCAUCCAUAGUCAUGAUGGAAGUGAUCUAAGUGACAACAUGUCAGAGGGUAGUGAUGAUUCUGGAUUGAAUGGGGCCCGGCCAGUUCCACAAGAAACCAGCAGGAAAAAUGCUAAGGAGGCCUUGGCAGGCAAAGUGGCUGAGGGAGAUUUUGUUUGUAUCUUCUGUGAUCGUUCUUUUCGAAAGGAAAAAGAUUAUAGCAAGCACCUCAAUCGCCAUUUGGUUAAUGUAUACUUCCUUGAAAAAGCAGCUAAAGGGCAGGAGUAAUUAAACGUAGGAUAAGGCUUCAGUUCUUAGUUUAUAAGAUCUAUUACAUUUAAUAUUCAUUUAUAGUUAUAGACAACGUUUUAUUUUUUAAAUUGCUUUAAUUAGUGUCCAAUGUUGAUUUUUAAGUGGCACUCUUUUCCUUAGGACUCUGUACACCUAUUGAUGGGUAAAUUUUAGCAUAUCCAAGGAAGUUAGUGUACUAAACCAGCAGACUCCUAAAUCUGUUAGUUUAUACAUUUAAUUGAAAUGAGAAGGCCAAGGUGGUAUUGUAGCAUUCCGUUGCUUUGUCUGGCUGUAAUUUGUCACUUUUCUCGCCAUGUCUGUCUUCUUGUUUCACUUUAGUGUUUUCUUAGUUCCUGGUUUAGCGCUGUAAAAAUUGGCAUACGUAAAUAGCAAAUUACUUGAAAAAUUUGCCUGCUUUAUAUAAAGUUAGCACUUUAAAAUUUUUUUAGAGAUGAGAAGAGACAUUUAAAUUGAAGAAAAAUUCUCCCAACAGUGGACAUUGUAUCAGUCCAGGUAUUUACUUCCUGAAUUUUGAUCAAUAUUUCUUAUUUGUGUGUGUUAAUUGUCAUAAAAACAAUGAUUUUGGUGUGUGUGGUUUUUUGGGUUUUUUGUUUUUGUUUUUGUUUUUUUUUUUUUGGUGCUUUAAUGGCUUAAGAUGUUGCACAUUGUUGUUUUUUUUUAACCUAUGCAGUUCAAUUUUUUUCUAGAAAUAGCAUUUGUGUUGAACAGUAACACUUUAUACAUAUAUAUGCAUGUUUAUUUUGUCCUCUUUGGAGGGAUGCUUUUAGUCUUGUUUGCAAAAGGGCAGUUUUCCUUUUCCUUUGCUGCAAUUGUCUUUUUUGCAGAAUAUGUGUGCAAAUUUGUGAGCAAAUGAAACAUGCAGGUUCAAUCCAUUGAUUUUGAAUUUCACAUCUUCUAUCUAUGCCAGAAUCUGUAUUUCACAUAAGUUAUUUAUUUUAAAUGGAUGUAGUGAAUUCACAGCUCUCAUUUUGACCUGUACAAGAAACAAACCACUAGGCUCUAUAUUGAACAGAUUUUUAUCUCAGAAACCAACCAUAAGUGAAAAUUUUUGGCUUGUUUUAGUAUAGCUACUUCCUAAAUGUUCAGUGUUAAGUCAUAUCUUUGAGGAAAACCUUUUUACAUAGAUGGUUGGUGUCCAUAUGGCUAGUUGGCUGAAUAAAGAACUGAAAGUGAUAUUUGGAAACUGCAAACCUGGAAUUAGGAGACAUAAUUACUCUUUCAAGUUAUACAGAAUAUCAGUUGUGAGAGUCCAAAGCCAUAGCAAUUACACAGGAAACCUAGGUGGAGAGAAGUAGUAUGAGUGCUGGGAGACCAGCUGCUACUUACUUCCUAUGAAUACAGUGCAAAAGGCAGGUGAAACUUAAGUACAGUCCAGAUUUUAAAAAUCACACUUUCUCAGGGAUCUCCACAAACUAGUGGGUGUCCUGGCUGUCUCUGACAGCCUCUUUCUACAGGUGAGGCCUCAAAUGAAUUGCAGCUAUCCUGGUGUUCCCAUGGGGGCACUUUGUAUGAAGAAAGAGUGUACUCCCAAACUUUUUUGGUAGGUUCUUUGGCCAGUUGCCAAAGAAUAUGAAAGAAUCCAACAUUGGAUUUUUCUUGCUGAUAGCAAUUAUUCAUUACAGUAAAAGUGUGAUCCCAAUAGGGAAUCUUGAACAGUGCUGAUCCUCCCAUGUUCUGUUCUGAAAUAACCACUUUCUAUGUCAUUUAUUUUCUUUUAUCUGAUGAUCUCUUUGAGGCAGGUUUCAGAGUUUGGCAAUGCAACAUGAAAGAUUAGGAAAAGCAUUGAUGAAGUGUGGGUGGAAAACUUGUUAAAAAUCUGAGUGAAGUUUGAGUUAAAAGACAUUUGAACUCGGAAUUGACUGGGAGGCCAAAGAUUUAAAGAAGAGAAGAUUCUCUCAAGACAUGAGGAGUAAGUUGUGUGUUAAUGGUGUGUGUUUUGUGUGCAUGAAUGGGAAUUUGUAAAUGAUGUUGAAUUCUAGGUGAAUUCAUGGCUCCGACAAUCAUUGUCAACAGAAGAUCAAGCUGCAAAUAUUUAUGUUUUAAAACUUAAAUUAUAAAGCUAGUUAAAUCUUUCUAACAACUAGUUUUAAUGUUCAUGGGUACAUUUUAUGUAAGUUACCUUUUACAUUAUAUAUGAAAAGACUCAUGUUAAGUACAGAUUGGAGAUUGGGAAUCAGUUUGGGGAAAGUUUUGUGGAUUCUUUCAUGCUACAAAAGAAAACAAUUAGACUUCUAGGGAAUUGGACUAAUUUUCUUACCUAGUUUUUAAGACUAGAAUGGUAAAAACAAAAAUAUGAAGGAAAUUAAAACCCCUUAUUAUUAAAUUGAUCUGUGAAAACAUUGUUACUGGAAAUUGAGUGGGACUUGAGGCCUUUCUUCCAGAAAACAAGGACUUGAUUGUCAGGCCUAUAUUAGGUUCUGAACUUUAAUGCCAUGUAUUUGUACUUGUUAAAAAUUGUUUCAAUGAAAAAUAUAUUAGUAAUAUGAACUUCUGGUCUAGUUGGGAGUUCUUCCAUUUGAAAAAUGUGAUAUUUGCAUGGAACUGUUUGAAUCUUUGUUUUCUCAGUUUCCCCUCCACUGGAUAGAAUUGAAACUAGAAUUUUCCCUUUUGUUAAAGGAAUAAAAAUGAACAUGUUAUUUGUAAAUUGAUGUUUAGUAACUAGAGAUAAACUUGAAAUGCUAGAAUACAUUAUAAGCCUAAUCCUAGGUAGUCUUAUGAAAAUGUAUCUCUUUUAUCUAUCUUUUGAACCUAUAUUCACAUUGGUCUUCAAGAUAUCUUAAGUUAUAUUUUUUCCUCUUUUCAGAGCUGCUUCUUUGGGGCUACUUUUUUAAAUUGAGGUGUAAUUCAUAAGGGGCUACAUUUCUGAUAAGGUUUCUUAUAACUAUGGUUGGAUGUUUUGCUCUAGUCUUCCAAGAAGGGCCAUUUUAUUUUUUAGAGUCACUUCUAAGGUCAUGUGGUCUUUAACUUUGGGGACUAUUUUACAUAUAAGUGCUAAUGCAGGUAAAUUUAAACCCAAGUAGACCUCAUCACAUGUCACCCCGUGAAUGUUGACAAUGGAAGGAAUACCGUGCCUGUAGUAUAAUAUCAGUUCUGGACUGAAAAGCUGGGGAAGAAACUUAAUUUUCUUUUUUGCAUAAAUCAGAAAAACAGCUAGUGUGCAGUUUCCUUGUUGACCUCAGCAGAUGAACUGAGCUGAUAGUGUUAAUUCAGAUUGAAGAAAUAUCUGAAUCUUGGUUUGUGUAGACUUACAAUCUACAUGCAAUAUUAACUAAAUCAGAUAGCUUUUACGUUUUCACGUGUGUGCAUAGGCUCUCCCCACCCUUUUCAACAUCCACUAGUUAAUUGAUCGUUUUAAACUGGCAUUGAAACAUUACAACAAUGUUUUGUUGCACCAAUUUUAUAAACUUUUACAGUGCAAUACGUGUUAUUUUUCCGAGACAAACCAAAGGUUAAUUUCUCAAGGUUCUUGCUGCCUGCUUUAGCAGCAUUUGAUGGGAGGAUCUUUUAUAUACAUUUAUGAUAGAUGAAAAAUAAACCAGAUUGCAAAUCUUUUUUUUUUUUUUUUUUUAAAUGCUUAAACCAUGUACCAAGUUUUUGGUCCAAAUUGUGUAGGAUAAGUUAAACUUAAAUUGCAUUCUAUUAACCAAUAUGAGUGUAUUUCUGUAAGCAUAGUUAUGUUGAAAUAAAGUUUUAAAAAGCAUUUUAUGCCUUUGUUUAUUAUUGGUACAUCAAGUAUUGAAGAACCAAAUUUGUUUUGCUGUAAUUGCAAGUAUAUUAAUUCCAAAACUAUCACGUCUGAUAGCCCGUGGUAGGUAGAAAGGUCAUGGCAGUCUGUUUGGGGUAACAAUCCAGUGGGUAGUAGUCCAAAGCAUAUCUUUCCUAAAUGGUGCUUUCUCAGAGAUGGUCAUCAGGAAGAAACAACCUAAAGACAAUUCAUAGUAGGUUUUACAAUAUCCUUUCUCAGUAGUAGCAGGCCUGGUGUUAGUACAUUUUGACUCAUAAUUAAAAAGAUGCAUUGAAGGGAAAAUAAGUUGAAUUACACUGAGUGUUGACAGCCAGGGUACCAUUUUAAGAAUUUUACUGUGUUUAGCGGAGCUCUGAGAAGAAAAUGAAACUCAAGGGAAAGUGAUAAGCCAUGUUCUUAAUAAGAGUCUGCUUUUUUUGUUAAUGGAAAAACAUGUGCUUUUAAUGUGUUUUUGUUGAGGUGGAAAAAAAGGGGGAGAGGGAGAUGGAGAAAACUGUGCAGAACAUCAAAACAACUGGAUUGCAUUCUGUCCUGAUACGGCAAGUGACCCGGAAUGUAUUGAGUCCUAAAGAAUGGGACAUUUCAUACUGAUGAGAGAUUCACCUUCUGACUUCUUUUGCAAGACUCCUAUCAGCAAAAAAGCAAAAUGAAUUUGCAAGAUUUAUUUUAUUGGCAUGGUAGAAUCAAGAACAAGGAGCAUGAAAGUUUGCCCGACCAAAGAUAUGUGGGGAAUUUAUCUUGAAUAUAAAUGCUAUUGAUGUCUGACUUGGUUUGUUA
This is a messenger RNA of Lynx canadensis (Canada lynx), 7831 nucleotides long. RefSeq names its product RE1 silencing transcription factor (gene REST). Gene Ontology annotation, biological process: regulation of gene expression. The transcript is spliced from 4 exons. Gene Ontology annotation, cellular component: nucleus. NCBI's taxonomy places the organism in Eukaryota, Metazoa, Chordata, Mammalia, Carnivora, Felidae. The record is from RefSeq and is a predicted model, not a curated record. The coding region runs from base 178 to 3285 and encodes 1035 amino acids.